Messenger RNA from Zingiber officinale, 1169 nucleotides. Its product is annotated as seed biotin-containing protein SBP65-like. Bases 72 to 851 code for a protein of 259 amino acids. The transcript is spliced from 3 exons. NCBI's taxonomy places the organism in Eukaryota, Viridiplantae, Streptophyta, Magnoliopsida, Zingiberales, Zingiberaceae. The record is from RefSeq and is a predicted model, not a curated record.
GUCUCUGCUGGAUUGUUACUUCUUUUCAAAAAUUUUGAUGUGAGGAUAAACCCAACUCAAACCACACCGUCAUGACACGCAAAUUUAACCCGGUCGGCCUCGCUCACCAGUCGUCGACCUUCACUACGCUCUGUUCGCAAUCGACAAUGGCUUCACAGCAAGAGGGAGAGCGAGAGUCCGCUUCUAGAGGAGUGGAGCACGGGAAGGAGGGCAUGUCGCCAGAAGAUAUGAGACAGUAUCGUGUCAUCGCCCAGCAGAACUCUAUCGAGUCCCUUAGCGCCGCGGAGAAGCGCUACGCGAAGGCAAAGAACGCUGGCGCUGCGGAGAUCCACAACACCAAAGAGGCCGUCACGCACGGACUCGACGCCGCAGGGGCUUUCGCCGUUGCCAAGGGCGCCGAGGCCACCCAGGGGGUGCAUGUUGUGGCAGAAAAGGGCAUUGAGGCGAAAGAUUACGCGGCCGAGAAGACGCGCGUCGCGGCGGAAGCUGCUGCACAGGAGAUGGCCAAGAGGGAGAAAGCAGAGGAAGUAAAAGAAGCAGCCAAAUCGAUGGCUCAGAAGGCCAUGGAGAAAGCACAGGAAGCAAGGGAAGCAGCGAGAGAGACAGGGGAAGUGGCUAUGAAGAGAGCCAGAGAGAAGGCAGAGGAGGCAAUAGAGGUGGCCAAGAGAGCCCUGGAGUAUGCAGGGACUAAGGGAGAAGGAUCAUUAAAGGACAAGGACAAAGCGACUCUCAAGCAAGCUAAAGAAUACGCUGGUCAGAAAGCAAUUUUAGUCCAGGAAAAAGUGGGAGAGGAGCAAAAGGAAGGGAGAGGAGAACAUGGUGAACCAAAGCAAGCCGAAGAUCCACUAUAGAUAGUGUUGGAAUACUCAAAGUUAUUGGUGUGGCUGUGAUCGAAAUUGCUAUGUCAACACCCGAUAUGAUCAUAGGAUUAGACCCGCUCGACCCGUGCGGAAGCAAUGCUGUGAAGAAUCACCUUUUGCUUCAACAAGAAUAUGAUGGUCCUCCCGGUAAAACGCAGCGGUAAGAGUGGAUAUCCAAUGUGACGAACUGUUCCCUCUACCGGAUUUAUGAGUGGGCGAACAGGGGGAAUGACUAGUUGGACCUAAGGUCCAGAUAUUGGAUUAAAAAAAUAUAGACGUAAAUAAUAAAAUGGCGAAAAGUUUUGUAAA